Messenger RNA from Arabis nemorensis, 1458 nucleotides. NCBI's taxonomy places the organism in Eukaryota, Viridiplantae, Streptophyta, Magnoliopsida, Brassicales, Brassicaceae. The record is from the annotation of a GenBank genome assembly.
AUGAUGAGAUUUAAAUUCGCAGUGGGAUUGAAAUCUGGAUUCUUUGUUUCCCUCAGCAGCUUGAAGACAACAAUGAUUCGGCUAAGGGUUUACGCGGGGCUUAGUACUCUCGCGGCGUUGGCUGUAAUAUAUCAUGCUUUUAGCAGCCGUGGUCAAUUUUACCCAGCGACUGUGUAUUUCUCGACGUCCAAGAUCAGCUUGGUGCUUCUUCUCAACAUGGGUUUGGUCCUCAUGUUCAGCUUGUGGAAUCUAGUCAAACUCGUGUUUCUGGGCUCCCUUAGGGAAGCCGAGGUGGAGCGUCUGAAUGAGCAAGCCUGGAGAGAACUCAUGGAGAUUCUCUUUGCCAUCACUAUCUUCCGACAGGACUUCUCUGUUUCCUUCAUCUCUCUGGUGGUCACUCUCCUCUUGAUCAAGGGUCUUCAUUGGAUGGCUCAGAAGAGAGUGGAGUAUAUUGAGACCACUCCUUCUGUCACUUUGCUCUCUCAUGUUCGUAUUGUUUCUUUCAUGGUUUUCCUCCUCCUCGUAGAUGGUCUCCUUACGUAUACUUCCAUAAGGCAAUUGAUUCAGUCCCGGAAGGCUUCCAUGUCAGUCUUCUUCACGUUUGAGUAUAUGAUUCUGGCAACAACAACCAUUUCUAUUAUUGUCAAGUAUGCCUUCUAUGUCACUGAUAUGCUCAUGGAAGGUCAAUGGGAAGGAAAACCAGUAUGUACUUUCUAUCUGGAGCUUGUUCGUGACUUGCUUCACUUGUCCAUGUAUCUUUGCUUCUUCCUUAUGAUAUUCAUGAACUAUGGUCUUCCCUUGCAUCUAAUACGGGAACUCUACGAAACGUUCAGAAACUUCAAGAUUCAUGUGACUGAUUACCUCCGGUAUCGUAAAAUCACAUCCAAUAUGAAUGAUCGGUUUCCUGAUGCAACUCCUGAAGAACUUAGUUCAAAUGAUGCUACCUGUAUCAUAUGCCGUGAAGAAAUGACCUCAGCAAAGAAAUUAAUAUGUGGCCAUCUCUUUCAUGUGCAUUGUCUUCGGUCAUGGCUGGAACGACAGAACACAUGUCCGACCUGCAGAGCGCUGGUUGUACCAGCUGAGAAUACUACAUCAACAGCUUCUGGAAACCGUGGACCACACCAAGAAUCACUGCAGCAGGGAAUGGGUACUUUAAGUUCAGAUGGCCAGAGUUCUUCUGUUGUUGCUGCAGCUAGUGAGAAUUUGAGCAGGCACGAGGCUAGGUUUCAAGCUGCUGCUUCUGCAGCCUCCAUAUAUGGGAGAUCUGUUGUUUAUCCAUCUUCUGCAAACAAUCUAGUAUGGUCACAAGGUUAUUCAUUGCUUCCUCAGACAGAGCUAGAAGCUCAGAGGAGAUUUCUUGAGUCCCAAAUCGAGGUGUUACAAAACCAACUUCGGCUUCUGGAGAAGCCGGCAACUGUAGAUACGAAAGGAAAGUCUGUUGCGGAAUCUGCAGAGUGA